UGCAAUGGCAUCGGUUCCACUGCUGUCACAGUAUUUACGAACUUCAUGUCGCUGCAAGAUGAUGUCGAGACCAAUGAAGACCGUAAGGAUUUUGCAAAGAGUUUACUUCUCAAGCUAGUGUUCUUGUAUGGGCACAUCAAGGACGAUGAAACAUUCGAGAAACCUUUUCAGUCUGAGCUCAUUAUUCAGGUUCUUGUACAGCAUAAGUGUGCUACAUGGGGUGCCAUCGACAGCCAUCGCACAAUAACGCAUGCAAAAGGGGCUCUCAGCCUUUCCACUGUGGCGGUAUAUAUUUUUACUCUCUCUUCACAGUAUGGCUAA
This is a messenger RNA of Suillus fuscotomentosus, 321 nucleotides long. RefSeq lists its product as uncharacterized. Lineage: Eukaryota; Fungi; Basidiomycota; Agaricomycetes; Boletales; Suillaceae. The record is from RefSeq and is a predicted model, not a curated record. The transcript has a single exon. The annotation marks the transcript as partial.